This is a messenger RNA of Polypterus senegalus (gray bichir), 3005 nucleotides long. It is a transcript of the gene tbxa2r, whose product is annotated as thromboxane A2 receptor. Gene Ontology annotation, cellular component: plasma membrane. The record is from RefSeq and is a predicted model, not a curated record. The transcript has 3 exons. NCBI's taxonomy places the organism in Eukaryota, Metazoa, Chordata, Cladistia, Polypteriformes, Polypteridae. Bases 817 to 1848 code for a protein of 343 amino acids. Gene Ontology annotation, molecular function: thromboxane A2 receptor activity. Gene Ontology annotation, biological process: adenylate cyclase-activating G protein-coupled receptor signaling pathway; positive regulation of cytosolic calcium ion concentration; positive regulation of vasoconstriction.
CAGCAGACCCCCCGUGACCCUGUAAGGAUAUAGUGGGUUGAAUAAUGGAUGGAUGGAUGCAUAUAACCUGACAAACUCACUCGAACGGACCUCAAAGGCACGGGUCCUGGGGCGGUCGCUCUACUUGCAACCCUCAAACGCCGCUCUUGUAGUGCGAGGCAGCUGUGCCCACCGAGUUUUCUUUUUAACUAAAGAGCCUAAUAAAUUUACAAGGCAAACCACGUCAACGCCCUCUCUUCGUGCCGCCCGUGUCGUGGCUGGCACGUCUGCCAGUGUGGGCUAGCCGCAGGUUCUGAGAGCGCAGCACACGCACGCACACGACUCGUGUUUGAAUACAGCACCGAGUUACGAGUUUGUGAAGUCGGCUCACCCCGGCCAUUAUGUGGUUUCUAACUGGUAACUUCGUUUUUUUUUUGUUUUUUUUCUUAGGACGGUAAUAAACUGAAAUGCGUGACUACGAAUAAUACAAUGAAGUUUAAAACAUUGGCGAUUGUGUGUCCCCUUGAUGUUUGUGCGCACACACACACCACGAGCCCGACAUCUCCAUGAGGAAGUCUGUGGUGUGCUUGUUGAAGAGUGAGAUGGAGGAAGGAGGGGGGGCAGCCCAGAAAUGCGAAGGAGGUCAAACGGCGGCUUUCCUUUUCAGCUUCUAAAGCGGGUCUGCUGGCUGAGGAGACUAUCGGCCGCCGACACCCCUUGAACACCCGCCUCGCCGUCUGUUCUGUACUUCAUUCGCACAGUACUCACUCUCCAUGACAGGUUAAAUCAAUUUCAAGAUUUCCCAUCCCAAGCACCUCUUCCUCUCCACCCACCACCAUGAACGUGUCCAGUCUCAGCUGGUGUUUCCUGGUUAAUUUACCGCCGUUGCCGAAGACCAAUUCCACCAGCAGCAUCACGUCUCCCUGGUUCUCCACCAUUUUCUGCAUCAUUGGCCUCAGCUCCAAUCUCUUUGCAUUGUUCGUCCUUCUGAAUGCCUACCAACGGACCCAGAGCAGCUCCCGAUCUUCGUUCCUCAUCUUUCUUUCUGGUCUUGUGGUGACGGAUUUCUUGGGCCUGCUGGUGACCGGAGCAAUUGUUGUGACGUACCACUUUAUGCACUUUAGUUGGGAAAUAGUGGAUCCCUGGUGCAAUCUCUGCAACUAUAUGGGCAUCUCGAUGGUCUUUUUUGGGUUGAGCCCACUGCUUUUGGGAGCCACCAUGGCAGUGGAGCGCUACAUGGGAAUUAACCGACCGUUCUCCAGGUCGACCAGCACCUCGAAGCAGCGUGCUGUGCUUACUGUGGCUCUGGUUUGGGCUUUCGCCCUCUUCAUUGGCCUCCUGCCUAUAUUUGGAUUGGGCCGCUAUGAACUGCACUACCCGAAAUCAUGGUGCUUUUUCCGCAUUGCAUCUGAGGCUACGGAUUUGGCCUUCUCCUUAACGUUCUCCAUGGUGGGGCUCCUCUCUGUCGUGAUGUCCUUCAUCCUUAACACAAUCAGUGUGGUGACGCUCUUCAGGGUGUGCUGCAAUCGUGACACAGUGCAGAGGAGACGCGAUCACGAGGUCGAGAUGAUGGUGCAGCUCGUGGGAAUCAUGGUGAUUGCAUCCGUCUGCUGGAGUCCAAUGCUGAUCUUUAUUGCACAGACUGUCCUAUCUAACAGGCCUGUACAGAUCCGUUUCCUUCUCAUCUACCUUCGAAUUGCCACCUGGAACCAAAUCUUGGACCCCUGGGUGUACAUUCUUUUCAGAAGAUCAGUCCUCAAAAGGAUUUACCCCAAAAUCGGAAUUUCACGUUCCUCCAUCAUGACGUUAUAUCCGACCCUCACCACGUCACUACGGAGGAAACUGACCCAAGAGUCCGUGCUGGCAUGAACUGAACGACGGGUCGGGAAUGGAAGUCAAGCCAGAGGGGAACGAGUUCUGGUGGGUUCUUAGAGGAAAAAAAAGAGGAUACUGGUGAGCCAAAAAGAGAAUACUUGUGAGCUGUCGGCUCUGUCUACCAUGAAGAGGGAAGGCAACGCUUCAACCGACAGAAAAACUAUGCAAAAAAUUGGCAAUAUACUGUGAAAUUAUUGUGUAAAACAAAGCCACUUCAUCUUGAAAAGAAAGGAAACCAAGCCUUGAAACACACAGAUUUCCUUCUGCAUCACUGUCACAUAUAACAUACCCAGAAUGGAAAAUUGUGCAUACAUGUUCCUAAUUUUCAAGUGAAAAGAAACUAUUCUGAAUUUUUGAGCAAAAGUUAUUUCAUGAGAAUAGGUUUUAGUCGUUGUUAUGCAUCAAUUUACGGUAACAGUUGGCCCAAAAUUGAUUUUUAUACUAUGAAAAUAUUACCUAAAAGGAGGCAAUUUUUUUAUUGCAGAAAGGAAGGACACAAACCCCUUCUAGAACUGGAAUUUCACAUUUUCAAGUGGAAAUGAUUUCUGGUAUUUCUGGGCAAAAGUCAUUUCAUCGGACUCAAACCCCCUUUUAGUCAUCAGAAAGCAAAGAAAUUACCAGUACGGUGUGAAAUGAGUAUCAAGGUAGCCACUCUUUCGGUGUAAAAAUAAAGGACAGGAAACUUCUAGGAGUUCGGAUUUCCAUUUUAGAAUACAAAAGUCUAUUUGUACGCCACUGUCACGUAUAACAUACCCAGAAUGUGAAAUUGGGCAUAAAGGUUACAGAUUUUCAAGUGAAAACAAAUUUUGAAUUUUUGAACAAAAGUCAUUUUGUUAGAUUCAAGGAUACAGCUUAGUCUUCGGUAUGCAGCAAUCUAGGGUAGCAGGCAAUGAAAACUGCUUUAAUACUGUGAAAUUAGUCCAUAAAAGAAUGCCAUUCUUUUAUUGUAAUAAGACACAAAUCCCAUCUCAGAAGGUUUUCAAUUGGAAAUGAUUUCUAAUACAGUAUUUUAGGCAAAAUUCACUUAAUCAGACUCACACCCUUGUGAUGCCUCAAUUUACGGUAGAAGUAAAAAAAAUGCCCACUGCGGUGUGAAAUGAAUAUGCAAGGUCACUAGCUAUUCCUUCAGUAUUAAAUACACAUAUAAAAAA